UGAACGGGAUGAGGAAGAAUGUGGGGUGUCUGUAGAGGAUCUAGCCAGAGGUGCUGAGUGCGACCCUGCGAUCCUUUUAAUGCCGAUAUCAGAUGUCCUUCUACAUCCGGAGUACAAGCAUUUUGGGCAGAAGGAGAGUAUUUCUAUAUUGAAAAUGAUCACUCCUAUAAAAUCCAAAUACGUAUUGCCAGCGUGUUUACCGUUUAAAAACUUUUUAAUAGGAAAAAAUGGCAGGCAGACCAAGGAGAAACUGUUUCACAUUGAUUUUAGCAGUGACGUACCAAGAGAUUUUGUCGAAGAAGAAAAAGAUGUAGUGAAAAUUAGUUUGUUGCCCAGGGAACUUUGCUAUUUAUACGACAAUCCAGUGAACACAUCAAACUUAGGCAAGAAUCGCAUCGCAUGUUCCACGGGGUGCGGCUUUCACUCGGGGGCUCCUAGCUUGGUGCACGAGCAUACCGGCCACUGGUCCAUUGUAACAAUCUCACAAGGUGGAUCACCAUGCCCUGAUCCGCUCCGCACUCGGCGGCCACCGCCUCCGCCCCGUCACAUUGUUCUCUAUCCGUACGUACCUUGGAUUACUGCUGCCAUCACUGGGAAGGCAGUGGGAGCAUUCGCUAAAGAUGAUCCGUUUGGCUUCGUGAUGCCUCGAGCUUCCUUCUACGAUCUGAUUGGCCACGAGUGGAACGGCCACUGGUGGAUGGGUGGCCGAAGGUGCUUCGACAGAGGGGAAGCAGCAGAGGACAUGUUCAAAUUCUACCACGAGGUUUUCCAAGUGAAACCUACGACAUUGACUUAUCUCAGUUACUAUCUAGAGGUGGCCUCAACUCACGAGAGUCUUAUUAUUUGCGUAAAAGUGGGUAUGCCAUACCAACUGGGCCAACCAAAAGUAUGGGAGUUGAAUACACCAGUUGUUAAGGUACGAAUACCCACUGUUACAUUCAAAUUUCUAUACAAGUUUCAAGUGGAAGUCUGGGGGUACAACGCGACUGAAUCCUCCAGCAGCUCGGACGAGUCCUCUUCAACACUUGAAGAGGAUUCAGAGGAAGAAUGA
Galleria mellonella (greater wax moth) is the source of this 1051-nucleotide messenger RNA. RefSeq lists its product as uncharacterized. The record is from RefSeq and is a predicted model, not a curated record. The transcript has 8 exons. The coding region runs from base 80 to 1051 and encodes 323 amino acids. Lineage: Eukaryota; Metazoa; Arthropoda; Insecta; Lepidoptera; Pyralidae.